GGGCCGGGACGGGCCGCGCUGCGGGGGCGCCGCACCCCCGGGCCCCGCCGGCCGCCCCCGCCCCGCUCCAGGGAAGGCAGCGGACGGAGGGAGGCCGCCCCGGCUGGCUCCCCCGGCUCGGUCCCCGUCGGGCGGGGAGCGGCCCUGCGGGAUGUGAAUCCAAAUGGAGCAGUCGGAAGGAGGCGAGCAGAGCCAGCAGCAGCCGCAGCCCUGGGGGAAGCUGAUCCGGCUGGGUGCUGAUGAAGCAGAGCCGCACGUCCUGCUGCUGAAAAGAGAAUGGACCAUUGGGCGGAAGAAAGGCUGUGACUUAUCUUUCCCUGGCAACAAGUUGGUAUCUGGAGAUCACUGUAAAAUCAUAGUGGAUGAAGAGUCUGGUCAAGUGUCAUUGGAAGAUACAAGUACUAAUGGAACAGUAAUUAAUAAAUUGAAAGUGGUUAAGAAGCAGACAUACCCAUUACAAACUGGGGAUGUGAUCUAUGUUGUUUACAGAAAAAAUGAGCCAGAGAACAAUGUUGCUUAUCUUUAUGAAUCCUUAAACACAAAACAUGAUGCAACUCAAGAACCAGUAGAAGUUAAUGUAGAAAACCAAUGCCAUGUGACCAAAGAUACCUCAAGUACAGGAAGAAGUAAUGAUGAGACCCAAAUUACCUCAUCACUGUCAGCUACUCAGACUUGCUAUGAGGAACCACAGCCAUCUACUUCUACAUCAAACCUCUUUAAUGCUUCUUCUACCUCUCCGGUUGAGUCUGCAUCUGUUCAGCAGGAUAAUCCAUCUACAUCUGGAUCACAGUCCUCAGUUGUCACUCCUGUGCCUGCUUUCCCCAUCUUAGAAUCCAUGUGUGUAGGAGCACUGCACGACAAGCAUGAAAAGCUGGAUGUGAAUGCUGAAGCUUCUGCAAUCACUUCAGAAAUCACUGACAAAGAAAAUGCAGAAUCAGAUCCUCAAAGAACAGGGGAGGAGGAAGGUUUGGAACCUGCUAAGAAGAAACUAAAAGGAGAUGAAGAUACUUGUCCAAAUCUUUCACCAGCAGCUCCAAGUGAAUGUAUAAUUAAAAUUGGCUCUGAAGAUGCAAAAACAUCAAAUGUGAAACCAGAUAAGAUGGAAGAGACAUUAACUUGCAUUAUCUGCCAAGAACUGCUGCAUGACUGUGUAAGCUUGCAGCCUUGUAUGCAUACUUUUUGUGCUGCCUGCUACUCAGGAUGGAUGGAAAGAUCUUCUUUAUGUCCAACUUGUCGUUGUCCAGUAGAACGUAUUUGUAAAAAUCACAUAUUGAACAACUUGGUUGAAGCUUAUCUGAUUCAGCAUCCAGAUAAAUGUCGCAAUGAAGAUGAUGUUCGGAGCAUGGAUGCCAGAAACAAAAUUACUCAAGACAUGUUGCAGCCUAAGGUGCGGAGAUCUUUUUCUGAUGAGGAGGGAAGUUCUGAAGAUUUACUGGAAUUGUCUGAUGUAGAUAGUGAAUCCUCAGAUAUCAGUCAACCAUAUAUAGUAUGCAGACAGUGCCCAGGGUACCGAAGACACUCUGUUCCAGCUGUGCCUGGCACAGGCCAGGAGACAGAGGCAGGAGGGAUGCAGGCUCUGGGAGAUGCUCCAUCAACCUCUGCCAACUUCCCUGCAGCUGUUCAGGAAUAUGUGUGUCCUGCUCAAGGAAGUCAUGUAAUAUGCACCUGCUGCUUUCAGCCAAUGCCUGACCGAAGAGCAGAGCGUGAGCAGAAUCCUCAUGUUGCUCCUCAGCAAUGCACAGUUUGUCUGCAGCCCUUCUGUCACUUGUACUGGGGCUGCACUCGCAUGGCGUGUUUUGGCUGCUUGGCACCAUUCUGUGAAAUAAAUCUUGGUGAUAAGUGUUUAGAUGGCGUCCUGAAUAACAACCACUAUGAAUCAGAUAUCCUAAAGGAUUACCUGGCAUCCAGGGGUCUGACAUGGAAGAACAUGUUAAAUGAAAGUCUCUUAGCUCUUCAAAGAGGAGUUUUCAUGUUGUCAGAUUACAGAAUUACUGGGAACACAGUGCUUUGCUACUGUUGUGGCCUUCGCAGCUUUCGAGAACUUGCCUACCAGUACAGGCAGAAUAUUCCUGUUGCUGAAUUGCCAGUGACUGUCACGUCACGUCCUGAUUGCUACUGGGGACGCAACUGUCGAACUCAGGUCAAAGCACAUCACGCCAUGAAAUUCAAUCACAUUUGUGAGCAAACACGAUUCAAGAACUGAAAACUUGUAGUCUGUAGAGAGGGGACAAAAACCUGUUACACUGCUUGUACAGUUUAAAGUUUCAGGGGAUUGCUCAGUUCCCCCAUAGCAGGGAAUCAUUAACUUUUGCAUCAGGUAAGCUGAUGUGAAAUUUUUAAUUUGUAGAAUUUUACAGCUGUACAUGAAUAAGGUAGAUUUUUCUCCAAGGUGGUCCAGCAAGCAUUGCAUUCCAUACUCAUGACUGCAGUGUCCCUGUAUCACUUCAGUGAAGAACACAAAUCACACUCACAAAAACCAGCCAUAUCUUGGGAUGACCUAAGAAUAAGGAGUGUAUUUGCACUACUUGUGAAGAAACUAAGAAAAAUUGUUAGACUUAAAAUAGAGAAGUUUUGUAAAAGUAUCUGAUGGGUAUUUCAAGAGCCAUUAAUAUUUAAGAAGGAAAUUGUCAGUGUAUAUUUGUAACUGCAUUUUGCGGUAGUCCAAUAUUUUGUUGCUACCCAUUGCAUUUGGGCUAGAAACCACAUUAAUAUUCCUUUUUAAAAAAUCCAUCCAAUAAACAGCUGUUUCAACUUAAAGCUUCUACCGUAUGUGCAGUGUUACAGUCGAGGUAGUACAGUUUCCUUUCUUAGUUUAGACAUGUUGAUGUUUUUAUUCACGUGAAAUUACAAAAAGAAUUGCACAGAAAGUUGAAGUUCAUCACAUUUAAAGUUGGGGUAAUACUUGAAGCAGAACAGACUUCUGCUAAUAUUACUUCUAUAGUGUUUUAUAUCAGAAGACCAAACAGUGCUUUUGACAUAGAGCAGCCAGUAAGACACACUGGUUCAUCUUUUUUGUAUUUCUUUUCUGGUUUGAUACCAUGUGCUAAAUAUGUACCUCUGCAAUGCAGCUGUUCUCUAGCAUGCAUACCACUGGUGAAAAUGUAGAAAAAGCUAUCAUUUAGAACAGAAUCUAGCAGCUUUACUGAGAGGAACAAUCUUACAGAAAAUAAGUGAGUUUGGACAAAUUGUAGCAAUAUGGAAACAUUUCUGGUUAGGGAUAGAGAUAGGGAUCAUGAAGGGGCACACUGGUGUCACUAACAUAGGAAAUGUAGAUUUUAUUUUCAUGCCUUCUGCAGAACUCAUUCAGGAAAUGUCCUAAGUGUCAUUAAAAAUAAAGAAAUCCAAACUUUCCCCCUUCCCUGCAAAUUGGUAUGAUCUAAUCUGUUUCAUCAUAAUCUGGUUGCUACUGUUGACAAACCUCGACUGGGACCAAUUUUGUUUUCAUCAUACCUGGAAGAGUGAAGCAGAAUGAGAAGAAAGCAUACAAAGUUACCUCUGUAGAGACCAUGUUGUUUUUAAGUACGCCUUAUUUUAUGAGCAGGGUUUAUACUUGGGUGUUAAAAAGUGUACACACAGUAUCUUGUGAUAUAAUGGAGCACAAAUGAUGCAGCACAUCGUGUCUACUGGUUGCAGUGAAUGAAACAACUAUUUCCAGUAAUGCACAGCUUAAUAUGAAUGCUAAUUAGAAUGAUGUCUUUCUGUUUAGAUUCUUUAUUUUUGAAAAUAGCUGUUGCAAGGAUGGGUCUGUUGACCAUGCCCUUAUGCUAUUAAAAAUACACUUUGGUGUGGACUUCUCUUCCUAAUCUCUGGGCAUUUUCUCCUGUGAGUAGGAUUGAAAUUGGAUCUGGAAUAUUACUUGAAGCUUCUUUUAACAACAAAAGCGUGUUUCUGUCUUUUAGUAUUAUUAACGAUGUUCUGUUGCUUCUGUAUUUGUAUUUUAUGUUUAGAUUUUUUAAUGGUUAUUAUAUCUUCUCAGGACAACCAUUCCCAGCUGGUUUUGAUCUCAUUUUCAUCUCUGGCUGUGCAUGUAGCAAAUUGAGUGCCGUUGUGGAGAUCAAGCCUUUGCACAUUAUAUGCAGAAAUGUGCUUUACAUUCUCAUUCACCACUCCCACACCCCAGAUGGGCUUUCAGCACAGCCUUAUCUCUGUGCUGGUGUUCAAGCCUCUUGUGCUGAAGUUGUUUUGUUGAUCAGGAGUAACUUGCAUUUACUCAAGUUAUGUUUGUGUAGGGGUGUAUUGUGUGGCCAUAAGAAAAAAAAAAAAAAUUGGGAGAAAAAACCCAAACAGCAGAACUCAUGUACUUAACAUCUAAAGUACCUGUGCAGCUGAUGUUCUUCAAAUUCUUUUUUUAAACCCCUCUUCCUUUUCCCUGUCACAGGUAAUUAAUCUGCCUUUCUAUGCAUAUAGGGUUGCGGUAGUGCAAUGGAAUGAAGGGAUUUUUUUGUCAUUUAUAUUGUACCAGGAAGAGAUCAGAAAUUGACUUGCAGAUGGGGAGGGUGAAUAAAUCCUGAUCUUUAUAUGCUCUUAAGUAAGUAAGAGUAUCUGUCAUGGGUAUUACAUACUCUACAUUAGACCUUUUUUAAAUGUAUGGUUACCAGGUGAUAGUUAAUGUGAUAAAUGUAUGAACUAUGCUUGGUGUAAUUGUUUAAAUACUGUAAAGGUGCAGCAUAUUUUUAACCUGUCUAAAGCACAUCCCCACCUCCUUUAUAAGAGAUGUUUGGAAGCUGAGCAUGAAGUGUGGUAGAAUAGAUGUGGAAACCAAGGUGAUUAUGAUAGGAUUUGACAUAGUGGUGAACAAGGUAUAUAGUCUCUCUCUUUGAAAAAAGUUCUUUUAUAAAGAAGGUGGAGAGUAGUUCUUCCAGUUCUCUUUUGUGGUUUAUUUUUUUCCUGAACUAAGAAGUUAUUAAUUAAAAAAAAAAGAAAAAGCUAAUGAAGCUGUCUGUGUUUCUUCUGUGGCAUGAACUCUCACCACAGAAAUGGGUGAAUGCAACAUGUACUAAUACUUGGUCAAGCUGUUAAUUAUUUGAAUGUUGAGAUUUUACAAGCAAAUACCAUCUCUGAAAUUGUAG
Messenger RNA from Poecile atricapillus (Black-capped chickadee), 5069 nucleotides. RefSeq names its product checkpoint with forkhead and ring finger domains (gene CHFR). Gene Ontology annotation, cellular component: nucleus. Bases 164 to 2203 code for a protein of 679 amino acids. NCBI's taxonomy places the organism in Eukaryota, Metazoa, Chordata, Aves, Passeriformes, Paridae. Gene Ontology annotation, biological process: ubiquitin-dependent protein catabolic process; protein ubiquitination; mitotic cell cycle checkpoint signaling. The record is from RefSeq and is a predicted model, not a curated record. Gene Ontology annotation, molecular function: ubiquitin-protein transferase activity; protein binding. The transcript has 18 exons.